Lepisosteus oculatus (spotted gar) is the source of this 3280-nucleotide messenger RNA. NCBI's taxonomy places the organism in Eukaryota, Metazoa, Chordata, Actinopteri, Semionotiformes, Lepisosteidae. The record is from RefSeq and is a predicted model, not a curated record.
AGGACACAAAGCACUGCACGAAGCAUGCAGGCAAGGCUGCACAGAGGUGAUCGAAGAACUGCUGAGAGUAGGAGCAGAUGUGGAUGUAAGAGGGCAGAAUGGAGAGCUGCCCCUUCACUCUGCUGUAUCUGGGUCUCACUAUGAGGCUGUAAGACUACUUCUUCAGUUUGGUGCUAACCCAUAUGAAAAAGACAUGUUUGGUGAAAGUUCCCUUGACAAAGCUACAGAUGGCAGAAUCAGAGAAAUGCUUCUGUUAUAUUAUGCAGAAGGGACUUCACAGGUAGAAAGUAAAAAGCAAGAUUUGGUUGCAUCAAGUUUUGCCAGCAUGCUGGGAUCUAAAGACUCAAUGAAUCCAAGAAGGCAGAAGAAAAGCACAGGAGAAAGGAAUAAGAAUGAAAAUGAAAACACUUCAUGUAAAUUGGUAAAUGAAACAACUGAAACAGGAAAAUCAGAGACUGGAAUACUGGGGCACUUACAAUGUGCAGCACUAAUGCAGACUGCAGCACUAGGCAGUGGAGAGGAGCUGGAUAAAUGGAUGAAAACAUCAAAUCUAAGCCAAAAUACAGCUUUUACCUCAGAGGACAGUAACACAAAUGAACCAUGUAACUCUUCCACACAGGAAUUACCAAUGGCACUAAAUUCAUAUAACUUUGAGUCCUUCACACAAGAAGUAACUUUUGAAGCUGCAGAUUUUGGAAAGCAAAAUAAAAAGAUUAAAAAAGCAGAAGAUCCCUUUAUAGGAGUGUAUGAAGAAUGCAGAGCUGAAGAUAGUGUUAAACAGAUCCCAGAACCACAGAGGGAAUUAAAUCUUGCAUUCAGCAGGGAAUAUCACUAUGAUGAAUUGCAAAAGAAAAGUACUGUUGCUCUGACUCCAGAAGUUGAUGGAUACCAGGAAUCAAUACAAAACAGUUGCCCAUGUGCUCCUUCAAACAGUACAGGCAGCUAUGAAAAGAAGGAUGAUGUACAUGUAAAUGAUUGUUCUUCUCUCAUUCCCAAGACUGAUGGUCAAUUUUCUGCACAAACCUGCAACAGAAAUGAAAAUAGUGCUGCCAUGCUUCCAGAUGUUGAGGCUACAGCCAAAUAUCCUAAAACAAACAACAAUUUAAGCUGUGACACUGGUGUUGAAAUUGCGAGAUCAAACGAAGCUGGUUGUACUCAGUAUGAACCAUCAAGUGGCGUUGAAGACGAUUGUGGUGAAUGUAGUAUGUCAUUGCUUGCACCUCGAAUCACUCUUAUCAAGAAGCUGGCGGUUAAACGGAGCCUUUCUGAUCUGAAGGAUAGGACUGACAGAAUGCAGAUUUUCCUCUCAAGAGAUAAGGAGUCAACAACAGUUUUAUCUCAAAGUAAUAGUAGAACAAUCUCAUUGCUUUUGGAAGACAAAAUCAGUUCUGAUGGUGGUUUUCCGAGUUUGCAUCCCUUCACAAGUAGUGAUUUCAGUAAUAAGUGUGUCUUGAGCAAACCUGAUAUGGUGUCAAACUUUAUAGGGAAGAGCAACAAAACUCUUUCUUUUUCCUCUGAAUCCCUGCAGAUGUGCUCUCGUUAUAAAGAUUUUGAGACUAGUAACGGCAUGACAAAUAUUGAGGAAGAUGGACCAAAUGAGAAAAAUAGCAAUGAUGUAACUGUACUCAAGACUGUUAGCAAGGAACUCGUCAAGGAUGAUAACACAAUUCUAACAACAAUAACAGAAGCGACAUCUUCAAGUGAAGUAUUGGAUGUAGAAAACAAGCAGAGUCGGAAACAAGAGAAGAAUUUUCACGGUCAUACCACUUGCACUUACUUCGAAGACUUUCAGGCAGCCUCCGAGAUCUCAGACUGUGAUUCUCAACCAACUCUUAGUCUGUACAAUGCAAAUAGCAGGAGAAUAGAUCAGAUAAUUGAAGAAGACAGGGAUUCGGCUGCAUAUACUUUUUUGAGUACUGAUUCAAUGGCAUUACAGAAUUCAGGAACAAACGUAUCUAACAAUAAAGACCUAGGGGAAGGGAUAGAAAUGAAAAUUAAAGAACUGCCAAAACUCUAUGAAGUCGGUGAAGAAAAGUCUUGCAUUAUGAAUAUCAAUACCUCUGAUGUUGGCAGCUCAGAAUCUUGUAGUCUAAAAUGUAGUGAAACUGGAAAGGUGGUAAUGAAAGAAGACUCCAGUAAUGAUGGGGUUAAAUAUAGGGCUUUGUCACAAUGUGAUGAAGAAUCUAUUCACCACAAAAGCAGCAAUAAUUAUCCCAUAACCUCAAAAAGCUCUGUAGUCACAGUGCUAACUUCGAUGUCAUUAGGAAAUAAUGUCCUAGAAAAAAACAAUGACAUUCCUCUGCAAGAUCCAACCAGGUCUGAAAUACAUCAUGAAAACAGUUCAUGUGAUUCAGAUAUCACAUUGAUUUCAGAAUUUAGCUGUGCAGAUGUGGAGAAUUAUGAUGCAAAUGAAAAAAUAGAAAAGACCAAAAAUGACACAUGUGCCGCUUUCCAUCGUGUGACGAGUCCAUUCUCUUGUGAUGCUGUUAGCACAGAAACAGUUAUUGCUCAGCAAGGCAGGGGAGAAAAAGGGAAUAAUCCGCAGAAAAAGGGAAUAAACAGUAAAGACAACGGGUCACCCUUGACCACAAUUAAAAGUUCCUCUGACAGCUCUGCUGCUUCAGAAUAUAGUAAUGGGAUUUCAAAUGAAACACAUAAUCUGAAGCAGAAUGAUGAAAGUAAUUCUGAAAACACUGACGGUACAGUGCAUCUCUCCAAUAUUAACAACCAAGGCAGCUGUACAGUACAAUCUGACUGCACGUAUGUAAAUGGGAAAGAAUCUGAAAACCAGACCCAGCAAAUUAAAGAUGGACCAAGAAAACCACAUUCCAUAAAUUCUAACCAACCCUGUGAAUUUCAUCCUGCCCCAUUCUUGCAAGAGAAUGUGGUAAAGGAAGACAGUGCUUCCUGUUCAGAAUCAAGAACAAGUAAACAGUUAAGAGCUCCAUUUCCUGUGCGGAGAGUAAAUAUUCCUAUUCGAAAUCUAAACAAGAGAAACUCUCAAGGAGAAACACGGCUACACUUGGCUGCCAAGAAGGGAGACCUGUGUCUUGUUCAGUCUCUGAUACAGGCUGGCAUAAAGGUCAACCAAGCAGAUUAUGCAGGGUGGACAGCACUUCAUGAAGCAAGUGUCAGAGGACAUAGAGAUGUAAUGAAGGAGCUGUUAGAAGCUGGAGCCGAUGUUAACAGCAGAGGCCUGGAGGGAGUUACACCUAUUCAUGAUGCAGUCAGCUCUGGUCAUUACAAGGCCUCCUCUGGUUUCACCCACUGGCUGCUCUGA